GUCCUCGUGGGGCUGGGACCGCCCCCCCCCCAAUCCGCAGCAGGGCGACGGCGACGGGGAGCCGCCCGGGCAGGCUGCAAGCAAGCAGCCCCGCCGCCAGUUUCGGGCGGGCUGCUGCUGCCGCCUCCGUCCGGCCCCGGGGAGGAGGCGCUUCGGGAGCUCCCGCCAGGGGGCGCCGGCGAGCUCCGACGCCUCCCAGGCCGCCCCCCUCCUGCGCGGCGGAGGCGGCGGCUGGACUACAGCUCCCGUCACCCCCCAGCAGCACUGGCUGCCCCACAACCGCAGGCGAGCCUAACCCCCCCCGCCCCCCCGCCCAAGAGCUUUAUUUGUCCAGGUUCACGGGAGGAAUCUCUUGCGGGCGGGGCGGGGCGGGGCAGAGACAGGCAGAGGGCCCCGCCUAGGGAGCCGGCGGCCGCUCCUUCCGGGCCAAACUGCGCCUGCGCCCCUCCUGUCGCUAGGCAACGGCUUCCCGGCAGGAGGCGGGCAGGGCGCCGCUGUCGUGUCGCCUUCUUGAUGACGCCAUCAGCCUGCGCAGCUCUUCGCUCACCGCGGCCCUGAGGAGGGGAACGAGGAGGAGGAAGAGGAGCAGCCGCCGACCGCCGACUGCCGCCCCCCCGCCAUGGCCAGCCUCGGCAGCGCCCUCCGCCGCCCCCGCCUGGAGACCUCCGUCCCCGCAAGCCUCUCCCGUCUUUGCACUCCUGGGUCUCCGGACGUGCCCCCCAUCUUCAUGGAUGUCGCCUGGCCCCUUCCUUGCAAGCCCAGCUCUCUGGCUGCUGUGUAGAAGGCGUGAGGCCUGAUGCCUGUCAUCCCCAUCCCGCGGCGGGUCCGGUCUUUCCACGGCCCCCACACGACAUGCCUGCACUCGGCCUGCGGGCCGGUCAGGACCACCCACUUGGUGCGCACCAAGUACAACAACUUCGAUCUCUACCUGAAGUCCCGCUGGAUGUAUGGCUUCAUCCGUUUCUUGCUGUACUUCAGCUGCAGCCUGUUUACCUCCAUCCUGUGGGUGGCACUCUCUCUCUUGUUUGGCCUCCAGUACCUCAGCAUCCGGGUCUUCCUCCGCUUCCAGUACAAGCUCUCCAUCAUCCUGCUCUUGCUGGGAAGGAGGCGGGUGGACUUCAGCCUCCUCAAUGAACUGCUCGUCUACGGCAUCCACGUCACCAUGCUGCUGGUCGGGGGGCUGGGCUGGUGCUUCAUGGUCUUUGUGGACAUGUGAAUAAAGCCGGGGCAUGUCGGCCCAGGAGGUGCA
Messenger RNA from Hemicordylus capensis (graceful crag lizard), 1249 nucleotides. It is a transcript of the gene TMEM250, whose product is annotated as transmembrane protein 250. The transcript has 2 exons. Bases 797 to 1216 code for a protein of 139 amino acids. NCBI's taxonomy places the organism in Eukaryota, Metazoa, Chordata, Lepidosauria, Squamata, Cordylidae. The record is from RefSeq and is a predicted model, not a curated record.